Protobothrops mucrosquamatus (brown spotted pit viper) is the source of this 985-nucleotide messenger RNA. Its product is annotated as C-terminal-binding protein 1. Gene Ontology annotation, molecular function: transcription corepressor activity; oxidoreductase activity, acting on the CH-OH group of donors, NAD or NADP as acceptor; NAD binding. The record is from RefSeq and is a predicted model, not a curated record. The annotation marks the transcript as partial. The transcript has 6 exons. NCBI's taxonomy places the organism in Eukaryota, Metazoa, Chordata, Lepidosauria, Squamata, Viperidae.
UUAGGCAUUCGACCUCCGAUCAUGAACGGCCCCAUGCACCCCCGUCCCCUCGUUGCACUGCUUGAUGGCCGGGACUGUACGGUGGAGAUGCCGAUCCUGAAGGACGUGGCCACCGUGGCGUUUUGCGAUGCUCAGUCCACCCAGGAGAUUCACGAAAAGGUCCUGAAUGAAGCUGUGGGUGCCCUGAUGUAUCACACCAUCACUUUAACCCGGGAGGACUUGGAGAAAUUUAAAGCACUUCGAAUAAUUGUUCGAAUUGGAAGCGGUUUCGAUAACAUUGAUAUCAAAUCUGCUGGCGACCUAGGGAUCGCCGUUUGCAACGUCCCGGCGGCCUCGGUGGAAGAGACGGCCGAUUCGACAAUGUGCCACAUCUUGAACCUCUACAGACGAACCACCUGGCUGCACCAGGCUUUGCGAGAAGGCACCAGAGUGCAGAGCGUGGAACAGAUUCGGGAAGUUGCUUCCGGAGCAGCCCGAAUCAGAGGAGAGACGCUGGGCAUUAUUGGGUUAGGACGAGUGGGCCAAGCCGUCGCGCUGCGUGCCAAAGCCUUUGGCUUCAACGUCAUUUUCUACGACCCGUACCUCUCGGACGGCAUUGAGCGGGCUCUCGGCCUCCAGCGGGUGAGCACCCUGCAAGACCUGUUGUUUCACAGUGAUUGCGUCACCCUGCACUGCAGCCUCAACGAGCACAACCAUCACCUGAUCAACGACUUCACCAUUAAACAGAUGCGACAAGGGGCGUUCCUGGUGAACACGGCUCGUGGAGGAUUGGUGGACGAAAAGGCCCUCGCACAAGCACUGAAGGAAGGCAGAAUACGGGGAGCAGCCUUAGACGUCCACGAAUCGGAACCGUUCAGCUUUAGCCAAGGGCCCUUGAAGGACGCCCCAAACCUCAUCUGCACGCCCCACGCGGCCUGGUACAGCGAACAAGCCUCGAUAGAGAUGCGGGAGGAGGCGGCGAGGGAGAUCAGGAGAGCCAUCACAG